Molecule: messenger RNA, 2723 nt
Organism: Phasianus colchicus (ring-necked pheasant)
Lineage: Eukaryota; Metazoa; Chordata; Aves; Galliformes; Phasianidae
Gene: SLC38A4
Product: solute carrier family 38 member 4
Biological process (GO): amino acid transmembrane transport
Cellular component (GO): plasma membrane
Molecular function (GO): L-amino acid transmembrane transporter activity
Source: RefSeq, a predicted model, not a curated record
UUGUGCUUGCCCAGAAUUUUCCCAGUCUGCAACAGUCUCCUUUCCUAAUGCUAUUUACAAAGAACAAACACAAGCCCAACGAUUCACAGUCGUUUAUCUAAUUUGAGGAAAACUCUAAUGAGUCCUGUUGUGUGUUGUUUGCAGAACAGAGUGUUCUGGCAGCUCCCCAUGGUAGGGAGGACCCACGGGCAGGCACCGCAGUCCUGUUUACCUUGAAGAAGAGACCGUAUGUUGGAAAGCACUGACCACUCCAUGGAUCUCAUGGAGCAGCAAAAAGUCAACAUUGAACUGGAAGAGCAGAGCAACAGCGGGGAAAGCCUGGAAGACAACUACACAGAGCUGAUUGACUCUGAAAAGGCUGCAAUUAGGAGCCCAUUUGCUAGUGACGAUGCAGAAAGUCAGAAGUUCUUAACAAAUGGAUAUCUGGAUAAAAAGAAAUUGGAAGACUAUAAUGAAGAAUAUCACCGGGGCAGAACUUCCUUUGGCAUGUCCUCCUUCAACCUCAGCAACGCCAUUAUGGGCAGCGGUAUCCUAGGGCUGUCCUAUGCCAUGGCCAACACAGGAAUCAUCCUUUUUGUAGUUCUGCUGCUCAGCGUAGCAGUGCUGUCACUCUACUCGGUCCACCUCUUACUGAAGACAUCAAAAGAAGGAGGUUCAUUAAUAUAUGAAAAACUGGGAGAAAAGGCAUUUGGAUGGCCUGGGAAGUGUAGUGUUUUCAUUUCAGUUACAAUGCAGAAUAUUGGAGCAAUGUCAAGCUACCUCUUUAUCAUUAAAUAUGAACUUCCUGAAGUGAUCAGAGCAUUUAUGAAGCUUGAGGAGAAUUCUGGAGAAUGGUACCUAAAUGGGAACUACCUUGUCAUACUUGUAACAGUUGUGAUUAUUCUUCCCCUUUCUCUUCUAAAAACAUUAGGUUAUCUUGGUUAUACGAGUGGUUUUUCGCUGACGUGUAUGGUUUUCUUUGUCAGUGUGGUCAUCUUCAAGAAAUUUCAAGUGCCUUGUCCUCUCCCCAUCAUGGAUCAUGGGGUUGGAAACUGGACAGCCACCAACAUCACACUGCCAAUGCACCUGGUCAUGUUACCAAAUGAGUCUCUCAGUUCUGGUGUGAAUUUCAUGAUGGACAACACAGUUGGGCACGUGACAGGCCUUGAGGAGCCAAGAGAUACUUUCCUCAAAAGUGGUGUAGAAUACGAAGCACACAGCGACAGCAGUGACACAUGUCAGCCCAAAUACUUUGUGUUCAACUCACGGACUGCCUAUGCAAUACCCAUCCUGGCAUUUGCAUUCGUAUGCCACCCUGAGGUGCUACCAAUAUACAGUGAACUGAAAGAUCGUUCCCGAAAGCGGAUGCAGAAUGUCUCAAACAUCUCCAUCACUGGCAUGCUCAUCAUGUAUCUUCUGGCUGGUCUCUUUGGAUAUCUUACCUUCUAUGGAGAAGUUGAAGAUGAGCUACUUCACACAUACACCAGGGUGUAUACUUUUGAUGCUCUCCUUCUGUCCGUGCGCCUCGCAGUGCUGGUGGCUGUCACCCUGACUGUGCCCCUUGUCCUCUUCCCUAUUCGUUCAUCUAUCAGUGCAUUACUGUUUCCCAAAAGGCCAUUCAGCUGGAUACGGCACCUUCUGAUUGCAACAGUAAUUCUUGCUUUUAAUAACAUGCUUGUGAUUUUUGUCCCAACUAUUAAAGACAUAUUUGGAUUUAUCGGUGCCUCUUCUGCCACCAUGCUGAUCUUUAUCCUCCCCUCUGCAUUCUACCUGCGGCUUGUUAAGAAGGAGCCCAUGAGGUCUCCCCAGAAGAUAGGGGCUCUAAUUUUUCUUAUAGUUGGCAUAAUCUUCAUGAUUGUGAGUAUGACUCUCAUUGUAAUGGACUGGAUUUACAAUCCCCCAAGUUCCCGACAUCACUAACCUGUGGAAAGAACCAAGUGCUUUUCAUACCAUAAUGUUUGGAUUGUGUGCUCUAAAGGACACCAACAUGGCACAGUUAUUCCUAGCUAGUAACUGCAAUAUGUUGAAGACAGUUUCUGGGUAGGACACUAGAACCCAGUGGAGUCUAUGUCACUAAGGACGGUUAUUUAUGCAUUAGGAACCCGAGCUUAACACUUCUUGCCAGGUUGAAUAAAAUAUGUGAUGUGGGUGCUUUCUAUUUUCAAAACAAAUAUAAGAAUAACUGUGUACGUAGUCCUUAACAGUCGUUUGGUCCCACCCUUUUUGACCUCUCCCAUUAUAUUCAUAACACAGUUCCUAGAGCACUGGAAAGGUAAUGGCCAGAAAACCAGCUAGUGCCUUGUUUUGCACAUGAAGCACAUAGGAGCGGCUGCCCAGCUCCUAGAGAAAAUGUAUGAUUUCUGUAGGGGAUCAGAGCAACUUCUCCCCAUGGACUGGUCUAUCAGAAAGGUGACAGCUUUGGCAAGCCAGUGGACAAAGCCGAGCAUCAGAUACGUUGCCCAUAUUUGUCACCCUCGACACAUGAUGGCUGUUGUAUGGAAUAAAGCUCUCUUGCACAGGAGCCCCUGUGCUGUGACUGAAGAACAUCUGACCAUUCAUGUUUUGUUGUUAAAGAUGUCUCUGCUGGAAAUGUUAGGCACUUCUGGGGUGGGUUUUUUGGUUUUUCUUAGCUUUUUUAAUUCUUGUCUGAGCUUGCAUCACUGAACAAGUACCAUCCUCCAUAGAAGCUUGUCUUCCAUUCUCACGGGAAUUUAAGGAGACCACACGGUGUGGCUGAGCACCCU